AUGGCCGCAGAUGGGGUCCGCUGCUCCACUUCACCCGAGUGUUCCUUCUCAUAUGAUGGGCUUGACUGGCUGGAGGGUGGAGAUGAAGGGCCCACGGGGCCAUUGGCGCAUGAACCUGGUUGGGACUUUUUCGUAGUUCCCAUCAAGACUUCGAAAGGACCUACCUUCAUCCGCGUCAGGAGAUCCCUUCCCAUUCGGCUGGUUCGCGUCUAUGGGGAGUGGCCCAGCAGUGACUCUGCACUGGCCACGGUCUUGCACCCAGGCGGUGUGAAGGAGGCCGAAGUCAGCCUGCCAAAGUCUGCAGCAAAGUUGCAGAGGCUGCUGGUUGCAGUUUGCCCGCCUGCAAUGGCUGCAAGCUGCCAGGGUGCUCAAGACGAGACCGAGACCAUUGGAGUGCCGAGGCUUGGUCGACUGAGUGGCAACGCAUACAGCGCAAUUGGUGCAGCAGCUGUAGCUGCUGCGGAAGCAGAGGCUCAAGCAGCCGAGCUGGAGAAGCGCGCUGCAGAGGCUUGCAGGAGACCUUAUCUAUCAAGUUAUUUGCGACGUCAAGGAAGUAUUUCGCCAUCGUCUUCAGAUCUCUCUACUUGCUCGAGUGCCCAACAUGUUGCGACAAGGUCGAGCAGCUCGACGCCGCGAGGGCUCACCACAAGCGCCAUCCUUUGUCAGCUUUAUGAGGAGGAGGUACUGACGGCCUUUGCAGCUGGAGAGAGCUGUGGUGAUGAGGGUCUGGACUCCCUGAGUGGGAGUCGGCAAAAGAACGCGGAGAUUGAUCGUUUGAGGAAGGAGCUUGAGAAGGAGCGCUUGGCAAGGCAGGCCGCUGAGGCCAACGCAGAGCAAGCGGUCGACAGAGCCCGUGCGCUCCACCAGGAAUGCAGCUUGCUGCAGCAGAGGCUGCGAAGUGCAGAGAGGCGAACGAUGGCCUUAGAAAUGCAAGGCCGCCAGUUGAGCACCGAUCUCCAGCGUGCAGAACUUGCAGCAUGCACUAAUUGGGCUCCUGCAAAGUCCUUGGAAGACGUGGUGUCACAGCUUGUGACACUGGAGAUCCGGCAGCUCCAAAAUUUGACAGCGGAUGAGCGUGCAAGCGUGAAGCGCAGGCUGCUUCUUAGAUGGCAUCCUGACAAGAACGCUGGUACUGGAGGAGGGAACGAUUUGGCAAAGCGGGUGCUCCAAGAAAUGCAGGCGCACCCCUCUUGGGGUUGA
Messenger RNA from Symbiodinium pilosum, 1200 nucleotides. The record is from the annotation of a GenBank genome assembly. Lineage: Eukaryota; Dinophyceae; Suessiales; Symbiodiniaceae.